Molecule: messenger RNA, 5250 nt
Organism: Symbiodinium sp. CCMP2456
Lineage: Eukaryota; Dinophyceae; Suessiales; Symbiodiniaceae
Source: the annotation of a GenBank genome assembly
AUGCCGGGCGACACUGCACAUCCGAUUGAAGUUGAUGCUGUAGAGGCCGCCCUGCCAAGGCUUGAUACUCUCCUGCAGGAUGAUAAUCGUCGGGAUGGCCCGCGCUACCCCGUCGACCCGGCAGAACUCCUUAGGAGACGCGUGUGCCUACAAGACAAUGAGGAGUCUCCCUUUGUCAAUAUGCUUUUCCUUGUCCUCACUCCAGGGCGUAUUCCUGAGGCAUACAACUUGCCUCUGCAGACACCGUGCAGUGUUGAGGCGGCCCUCCUCGCACUUGAACAGAGCAGAGACGAGGCCCCAGGUGUUAAUUUCCCUGAGAUCAGAGUUGCGGAGCCGCAACCCGCUCGUGAGUAUGCAGUCUUUGUUGCUGCACCGUCAUGGGCAAUAGACCGCACUAUCAUAGUAUGCGAUGCCAGGAAGGUUAAUGGAGCCCUCUUCUGUGCAGUGGCACCACCUCGUGCCAAUAGGGAAACCAUCUGUAACCUAGCUGGUUUCCAGCAUGACUAUACCUUGCAGGUUUAUGUACAAGGAAUGCCAUGGGCCCUUGCUGCUUGGCAACAGGCUGAUUUGAAAGUUGGUGAUACAGUCACCUUCUUACCACCAGGACAGCCAGCACCCCGCCAGGUCAUGAUUGAGGAAAUGCUAUUCAGUGCCGAACAUUGGAAUGCACAAGCAGAUGUUCCAUCCCCGCCUGGGGAGCACUUCCAUGUUCUUACUGAUGGCAUCCCAGCAAGACUCACCUUAGAGCGAGGUCAAAGAGGCAGGUACAGGGAAGCUCUUGCUGAGCAGCUCCAGUACCGGGAACAGAACAUGACAUUGCAAUCUGCCAAGCGGCAGCUCCCUGAUAUUGAGGUUAGUGGGUUUCAUGUCAAAGGGGUUGCGGUAGCCACUGAAGCAAUCAGUCGUCUUCCGGUCCCGCCGGCUAGGCCUCAGCAACGGAAGUGGAUUGUCAUCUUUGACCUUAGAAACAUACUUCUCCCUUUUUCCUGGAAGCUUUUGGAAGUGCCCACCAUUUCUGUCCAGGACAUCAUUGAUGCCUAUGAGUCGCUACGGCCGGUUGGUUACAUAGUAGCCGUUACUGGAGCACCCAUAGAGAACCUCCCUGACGGGCCAGUUUUCAGGAUUGUGUCAGGCCAGGUCCUUGUGGUGACUUUUGAGCCAGACUAUCUUGAGGAAGACGAUGAUCCUGGUCACGGCAACUUUCAUGAUACGACUUUCCUUGACGCAGCACAAGGCAGUCCUGCUACAGGCCAUACAAGUGAGGAGUAUCAAGUCUCAGCAGCCACUUCUGAAGAGUCCAACGCAAGGAUUGAUGGCGAUGUUGACUUGCCUGACUCAGCUGGAGUAGCCAUCAGUCCUGCUGAGACCAUAGAAAUUGCCUGCACCAUUCUAAUUCCCGGUUUUUCCGCCGAGCACUUUGGCUUGACUAUUGCCUUGCCAGCUGCUACAGCUCAGGUCAUAGACAAAAUAAAUGACGUGAGAGAUGAAAUAACGGCGUGGGAUUUUCCCCGCCUAGUUCCGAUUGCCCCGCAGCUAGCUGAGGGUAGGCUUCUCCUCAUUGCUUCCACUGAGUGGCCUCCUUUCGGCAAUACAGUCUGUGUGCGGGUCUACUCCGAUAUCACUAGAAUCUUUGCGAUGCCAGCUCCCUCCAGUGCCAGCAAAGACAUCCUUCUUGAAAUGGCAAGGCUUUCCUUGCAUGCCCCACUUGAUGUGUUCUGUGAUGGGCAGGGCCCCAUCGCGCCUGAUGAGGUUGUUGACAUCCGCGACGGUUCUGCUCACCUCCACAUUCUGGGAGACUACGGCACCGCCUCCCUGCAGAAUGGACAACAGUACUCCAUGGAGGGGACUCCUCAAAUGGGUGGCUACGCUUUGAGGGUCAUCAGGGCACAGAUGAUGCAGCGAGCACCUCAGCGGAACCAAGCUCUGCUAAUGCUGGCGGUGUUCGAAGUCGCCGCACACACCUCACUCGAUGAGCUUGUGAUAAACAUAAGAGAAGGCAGGGACAAAGAGGCUUCCAGAAUCUUCCCCUUUCUUGCCCCAGCUACGCCACAGCCGCCCGAUGAGGGAGCGGUCUUUAUUGCCUUGCCAAGAUGGACUGCACCAGCCCCCAUCGUGCUCUUCGAUGCCAGAAGGUACGACGGGAGAUUGUUUGUCGUACAUGCGACUGAUCUUAUUGAUCUUAGCGCCGCUCUGUUCCUUGCCGGAAUUCCAUAUGUUGAUGAUGCCUUGGUUUACGAUCUCUCAGGCCAACAGUUUCUACAGGAUGGCCAGGACAUUAGGACAGCGAUGUUCUGGGCGCUUGCUUGGUUGCUACAGAAGAACCUUCACGUGCCGGCCCACCUGUGGGGAGAUUGUAUAGCAGCCUUAGGACAGAUCCAGCCAGCGCUUUACAACCACAUUAAAGCGCAUACAGGAGCCUUGGCGCUACCACUUGUUGAGCUUGAGGAUGGCAAUAUAGCGCAGGAUGUUGGACAGGCGGACCAACGCUGGCUCCGCCAUUUUAGCUCGAUAGAAGAUGGUGCGCCGGUCACGGUUGACUCGCACAUACAAUCUUGUGUCAACAGACAGAUAGCCACGCAUGCCGUACGCUCUUUUCAGCAAGCAUGCGUACGGAGGAAGCAGUCCUGUGCAGUGCUUUUCGUUGAUUUGCGGGAAGCAUUCCACCGCGUAGUCAGGCCUUUAAUCCACGGAGGGCCGCUCAGUGACCAUCAUGUUGCCGGCAUAGUCAAGGAGUUGGGUCUCGGACCGGACGCCAUCCCACGCCUGCAUGCCUACGUUCGAGCACAAUCCCUGCUUGUAGAUGCAGGUGCAUCCCAGUGGACAUCGCGGGUCAUGCAAGAAAUAGGAGAAGAUGCGUGGUUUACGUUCGGGUCGACGGGUGCCUUCGCGCAUGUGCGCGGAGGCACCCGCCCCGGAGACAAUUUGGCGGACCUAGUGUUCACGUUUCUUUUCGCUGAAAUUUCGAAACGGAUUCGCGAACAUCUCAGCCGGGCUGGGGUCUCCGCCGAGCUCCCCUGGAACCCAAGUUGGCUAUGCAAUGCAGAAGCCAGACCCACCGAGGCUACAGCUACGAGCUGCCCUGUCGACGUGACAUGGAUGGAUGAUCUGUCUGUGCUGCUGCACGCAAGUACCCCUCAUGCCCUAAUUGAGAGACUAAAGAUAGCAGCGACUGCCACGCUCGACGAGUGCAUACAGGCCGUCUUACUCCCGAAUCUUCGGGCAGGAAAGACCGAAGCAGUCGUAACCCUUGUUGGGCAUGGAGCUUUACGGCUGUCCAAAACUGUUUUUGCAGGCGCCGAGCCUUCUCUGCCUCUGGGGUCGAUACUUUGGCCUGAGGCCCGCCUCCGAUUGGCUGCCUCCUAUAAACACUUAGGAGGAAUAUUACAGGUUGAUGGCAGUCUAAAGAAAGAGGUCAAGGCACGCAUAGGUUCUGCCUGGCAGGCUUUUAAUAAGCACAAGAAGCUUAUCUUUGGCUCGCCUAUUGUGACGGCGCAUGAGAAGUCAGUAUUGUUUGCUUCGCUGAUUGAGUCAACGCUCUAUUACGGGAGUGGAACGUGGGCUGUGAUUGGCAAAGACGAGCAUUCCCGACUUCAGAACUGCCUAGUACAGAUGUCCAGGCAUAUGUUGCGACCACUCUUUUCCUUUGAUCAGGCCUGCCACUUGAGCCCUGCCUACGUGCUUUCUACUGCACGUGUGUCCAGUGCCGCCACUGCCCUGCAUGUAGAGCGUCUCCGACACCUAAAGGCUGUUAUCCUGAAGGCCACCCCUGAAUUGUGGGCCAUCUUACAAUAUGAACGAACCUGGCUCGGUCUGCUCGAUGAGUCCCUGGUUUGGUUUCGCGCACAACACCACAGUGCAGGGUCUUGUCACCCAACCUGGACUACUUGGGUUGGCAUUGUUGACUUUGUUAGGUCGAACCCCAACGGAUGGAAAAGAGCUGUCAACAAGGCUAAACGCACUGCCAUGCUCUCCGAACUGUGGUCCGCCGAAAUGCAGCAGUUUCAGGGCCUAGCGUUCAGGGCCUUCAUAACACUUGGGGCAGUUGUUCCGCGGGAUUUAGUCGAGUUAGAGCAUGGUAGAGAAGUUUGUGGCAAGUGCAGGCUUGUCUUUGACAGUUUGUGCUCAUGGUCACACCAUGCUUUUAAGAGGCAUGGGCGCAUUAAACCAGCGCGCCGACUCGUCUCUGGGACACAAUGUCCGGUGUGUCUAAAGCAAUAUCGGUCGAACAGGGACCUCUGCAACCAUGUUACGUAUGGCCGCGCUUGCAGACAUGCGCUCAUUAAUGCCGGCUUCGACGAAGCACCCGCGCCAGGAGUUGGCAACCGCAAAUACGACGAUGGCACACGAUGUCUGCUGCCAGUUGUGCAAGCCCAGGGCCCUGGAAGCCAAUGGGAUUACUCCCCUGUUGUUGAGGAGCAUGAGACCCCCUGCGACACCAUCCUCAACGCCCUCGAAGAUUGCUACUGCCAUGAUGAGGGAAGCGUCCGCAACCUUCAGCACUUAUGGGCCUCAUUUCGCUCGAUAUUUAUGAGCCAGUGCCUCCAAACCUCCCGACUUCGGGCGACGGCCAUCCAAUGGCAGUUCCAAGUUUGCAAUGAGAUUGAGGCAGAUAACAAUGUCUCUGCACAAUGGGCAGAUUGGCACCUACAGGUUGCGAAACAACUAGUCGACACUGACUUUGUUGAAUGGUUUAGUAGCGACUGCGAUGGCCCAACACAGACUCCCUCGACAUUCCGGGACGCUGAAACUCUCACUGCCUGGUUGGAAUUCCCUGCGCAAGCAGUUGUGCCCGUCGCCGCGCCAAAUAUUCCCGGGGUGUGCUAUGUCCCUGAUGAUGCUGUGUACAACUGGAUUUCCCGCCCUUUCCGUGCCAGCAUCUCCCACCGCACAGCCCAGCAAAGCCCAGAGAAGCUUGACUUUGAACAAGUCGCGAGAAGUCUUGGAGAGCUCGAGUUUGUCCUACUCUCCUGUGAAGGCCUUGUGCAUACGUUCGGACCGCCCGUGCCUCUCCGGUCCUUCAGUUCGAUUUCGGGCCCUAUCUCCUCGCUUCGUCUUUUCUCUGACCUGCUCCGGGGCGCCUUGUAUCUCUGGCGCGGUGGCACCCCUGCCUGUCUGAUACUGCCUGAGAUCUCAAGCCCAACUACUGAGGUCGUACGAAAGCUUGCACCUUCUGCUAAAACAGUAGGGGGUGUAGCUGUCUUUGCAAAUUUUGCAUUCGGACAGGGGGAUUUUCGUUUCACCUUUUCUUAA